Messenger RNA from Adineta steineri, 1206 nucleotides. The record is from the annotation of a GenBank genome assembly. NCBI's taxonomy places the organism in Eukaryota, Metazoa, Rotifera, Eurotatoria, Adinetida, Adinetidae.
AUGGGUAACGUUUCACCACGUAAAUCAAGAUCCUAUCAUGAUGGAUUUUCUAAUCAUUUAACAUUAACACCGAAUCGAUCAUCAUGGAAAAAACAAUUACAAAUAAUUAAUGAUACAUUUAAUAUUAAAAAAAUUUCUUUACGUCAUCAUAAUACACAUAACAAAAAUAAACGUUCUGGAACAACAAUUGAUGACAAUAAUCAUCAGUCAUAUUCAACACAAAAUUUUCAUGACUUAACGAAAUGUCAUACAGGAAAAAUUACAAAUAAAAAAUUAAUUAAAACAAAUCAACAACAACAACAAAAUAAUGUUAAAAAAUCAUUUAGUCUUUUUUCAAUAAAACAACCAUUAAAUGAUAUAACUAAUAAAGAUAAUUUAAUUAAACCAGUAGAAGAAGAACAACAUCAACAUCAUCAACAACAACAAGAACCAACGAACAGUACAAUAAAUACUCUUAUUCAACGUAGACGAAAAUCAAAAUUUGAACCACCACCGCCAACAACAACAGUUAAUAAACGUCAUACAACAUUUAUUACACCAACAUAUCAUUUACCAAAAUCUCAAUCACAAUCUCAAUUUUAUCAACAUUAUCGUAUUCAAUUAUCAUCGAAUGGUAAUAAAUCGGAUACUAAUAAUAAUAGAUUAACAUCAAGUACAAAACAUGUUCGUUCAAUAGAAAAAACAACAACAACGUCAACAACAACAACAACACGAAAAACAAUAAUUCAAGCAUCAACAAGUGAAUUAUUACGUUGUUUAAGUGAAUAUUUAUGUUCAUCAUGUUCACAUUUAUUACCGAGACUUGAUCCAAUUGAUUGUAUUAUAUGGAUAAAAAGUGCUGAUCGUCAUCUUAUAUUACAAGGUUGGCAAGAACAUGUAUUUGUUAAUCCAGCUAAUAUUGUUUUCUUCUAUUUAAUUGUACGUGAUACAUUAACAUAUGUUGUACCAUCGACAACAAUUAAAAGUGUUUCAGAAUUACAUUCAAUUGUAUUAACUUGCCUGUAUUUAUCAUUUAGUUAUAUGGGUAAUGAAAUAACAUAUCCAUUGAAACCAUUUGUAACAAAUAAUGAAACACGUGAUGUUUUUUGGCAACGUGUUGUUUUAAUAAUGGGACAAUUAAGUUCACAAAUGUUAGCUAUUAAUCAGAAUCCAAAAUUUUUUACUGAAUGCUUUUCAGAACUAAAAACCUAUAAUCUAGUCCGUUAA